This is a messenger RNA of Cordyceps militaris CM01, 261 nucleotides long. RefSeq lists its product as uncharacterized. Lineage: Eukaryota; Fungi; Ascomycota; Sordariomycetes; Hypocreales; Cordycipitaceae. The record is from RefSeq and is a predicted model, not a curated record. The transcript is spliced from 2 exons. Bases 1 to 261 code for a protein of 86 amino acids.
AUGGCGGGCAAGCAGACGUUGGCCAAUAAGUCUUGGUCUGCUAGAAACUCCAAAUUCCACAAGCUCAGCACCAUCGUCUGCUCCCCAGCUAGAUUGGCCUUGUUCCCUCUCCUGAUUAUCAGUUUCUCUAUACCUGGCCAGACUCGGUCACGCGACACUCCUCCUCCAUCUUCCUUUUCGCGUUGUGCGGUCCAACAACAGCUGGUCGAUUUGUCCCCGAUCCGAGCGCUCAUCGCAUCUGCAAACUCGCCUGCCCUGUAG